Messenger RNA from Pyrenophora tritici-repentis Pt-1C-BFP, 4557 nucleotides. Its product is annotated as HrpA, HrpA helicase. Gene Ontology annotation, molecular function: ATP binding; RNA binding; helicase activity. The record is from RefSeq and is a predicted model, not a curated record. Gene Ontology annotation, cellular component: intracellular anatomical structure. NCBI's taxonomy places the organism in Eukaryota, Fungi, Ascomycota, Dothideomycetes, Pleosporales, Pleosporaceae.
AUGGCGAAGAAAAAGAAGCCAGCAGGUAAUCCCGCCCGUGGCUUCGCGACAACGUCAGUCGCGAGCAAGCCGAAGCCGGAAAAGGCAGCCGCAGACGUCCCAGUCAAGCAAGUUGCACAGACGCCGUUGAAAGAAGGUACAGCCGCAUCCGAGCUCGCGCCCCAGCCAUCCGAGAAGACGAUAGCGCCGAAGGAAGAAGUCGCGCCAACUCCGGAAGAGCUCGAGGCCCAGCUGGAGCGUGAUGAGCUCCAGUUGCUUGCAGAGAAGCAUGCCGCAAAGGUCAGGCGCGAGGUUACUCGCCAUGUCUCCAAAUUCCAGACAGAUCGUAGACUACUUCGUAGCCAGUCGCACUCCAUGACCGUCCACGACUGGCUACCCAAUGAAAUUCUUGAUAGUAUCAUUCUCCUGGCCCAGGCAGAAUCAAACGAUUCAAAUAGGAGGCAGGGUCAUCAGUCCCUACUCAAGACCCUAACCGAAGAAGAUGCCAUGUCAAAACUAUGGACUCUUGACCUUUCCCUGCGUGAACUGGGCUUCUCGCGGGACCAAAUACAGCCCGUCUUGCGAUGGCUCUGCGCAAACGCCGCCAGUAUCGACGCAUCUUCAGGUGUAUGGGGCCUACAAGACGCUCUCGAAUGGCUGGCACUGGACCAAUGUGAAGACCACACGUUUUCCUAUGAGGAGUCGCGUCCAAAGCGCUCCACUGUCGAUACCCCUGACACAUCCCCAUCUCCAACACCACCGCUUGCGCCUCCUGCCAAUGGAACGGCUGCAUCGAACCCCUUAAUUUUGCCAGCAAGUAAUCUUCCGACACCUGCUGAACUCGAGCAAGAUGAUACACAUGUCAGCGAUCUCGAUAGCGACCUAGAGCUUGACGAGCUCAUCCCAGCAUACCUCAAAAUCAAAGGCAAGCUGUUCGAAAUUGAUCCACAGCUCGUCGAUACGACUACUCGGAAGCCAGCCAAAGGAGCCAAGUCUAAGAAGUCCGCCCCAGGAACCGUUCAAACUCCAGCUGUCCGAAAACUUCUCUCUCAGUUGCAACAGCUCACGUCCGACGCGCUCUUCGACGAAUAUCAAGCCGAAGCUCAGUGGCCCGCUAAGCGCAACCAAAUCGCCCAAUCUCAAGCCGAGAAAAGGCAGCGGAUCGAAAACCAGCCUAGCAUUGCCCAAGUACAGCAGAAAGAGGUCGUUGUUGACCCUCCCAUGGUAGACGUCGCAAAGGCGCCACUUCCCGCAGCCCCACAGGGUGUGGAGGAAGUUGAAGAAGAUGUAGAUCUGCUUGGAGGCAUGUUCUCUGCAGUCCCUGAUGCAGGACCAGCACCGGAGACUUCAAAUGACGGCGCGUCUACCGACAACGUAACCCUUCGUGAUUUUGGAAAAUCACCAGGAAUGUCUCCACGCAAAGUGUUCGAAGAGGCGGUGCGGUCAAGGGAUCCGGGUGCGCGCGUAACGUACAAAAUGAUUUCUCCUACCACCUACACCUGCCGACAUUCUGUGACAAUUGCUUGGUCCAAAGACGACGACAUCGAAUACGACGUUGAGAUUACUGGGGUUACCAGUAGCCGAUAUAAGAAGCAAACCACAUUCGCAGCAACUGAUGUCGCGGCCGUGUCAGUUGAGCAAAGUGAGAGUUACAUUUCCGUCGCUGCUCUUUUCUCAAUUUCGGCUACCUCCCCAAAAGAAGAAAAGGUAUAUUUACGACUGCCAUCCAACUGGAGAGACCUCUAUAGGGAGUUCCUGGAACGCCGCAAGACACGUUUGGAUGCUAUGGAUCGUGACGCCAUCCGGCACUACCGUUCCAUCAUCGAGGAGCAAAUCGAGAAUGAAGAAUCAGACGGAGUUGUACUCACCAACCGUUUCAAAAUGCGUAAUCAGGCCGCGACAAGCUCUCCUGCUUCGAACUCUGGCUAUAACACACCGGUGCGACAGCAUGACGGUCUGCGAGAGCUAUGGGCUAUGAAAGCGUCGGCUCCAUCAUACCAACAUAUGCUCGUCGGAAGAAUGAACCUCCCUGUCUUCGGCUUCAAGGAAUCAAUUCUCUCGACCGUGGACAAAAAUCAAGUCACCAUCAUCUGUGGAGAGACUGGCUGCGGGAAAAGUACCCAAAUUCCAGCUUUCCUUCUUGAGCACGAGCUUUCACAAGGAAAGGCAUGCAAAGUCUAUUGUACUGAGCCAAGACGCAUAUCCGCCAUUUCGCUUGCACAACGUGUCAGUCAGGAGCUUGGUGAGGGUCCAAAGGACCUCGGCACCAUGCGCUCGCUUGUUGGUUACGCGAUCCGACUGGAGUCCAAGACGUCCUCGCAGACACGUCUAGUGUACGCGACAGUGGGUGUCGUACUUCGCAUGCUCGAAUCAUCUGGAGGUUUGCAAGAGGUCACGCAUUUAGUCAUUGAUGAAGUGCACGAAAGGUCUAUUGACACUGAUUUCCUCCUGGUCAUACUUCGGUCGCUAAUGGAACGCCGGCCUGAACUCAAGGUCAUACUGAUGAGCGCGACUGUGGAUGCUGCACGGUUCUCGCGGUAUCUCAAUGACGCGCCAAUCUUGACAGUGCCGGGUCGUACCUUCCCGGUACAAACUCGCUAUCUGGAAGAUGCGAUCGAGCUAACUCACUAUACCGGGACGUCUGGUCCGGCUAGGAAUUCAACCGCUAGCGAAAAUGAUGAUGAUGAUGAAAUUGCGAGUGAUCAGUCCGGCAUCCCGAGCAAGCUUCCAGGUUACAGCCCUACGACACGGAAUACGCUUUCCAAUUACGAUGAGUACGCCAUCGACUACGACUUGAUCACUCGCUUGAUCGAGACCGUGGCGUAUGAUCAACAGUUGAGUCGUUUCAGCAGUGCCGUCUUGGUUUUCCUUCCUGGCAUUGCGGAGAUCCGCCAACUGAACGACAUUUUGGCUGGCCAUCCUGCUUUCAACACCAACUGGUAUAUCUAUCCGCUGCAUUCUACAAUUUCAAGUGAGGAUCAGCAGGCCGCCUUCCUUGUUCCGCCUCCAGGUGUGCGCAAGAUCGUACUUGCCACAAAUAUUGCUGAGACUGGAGUGACGAUUCCGGAUAUCACCUGUGUUAUUGACAUCGGAAAGCACAAGGAGAUGAGGUUCGACGAGCGGAGACAGUUAUCGCGCCUGACUCAGUCAUUCAUAUCGAGAGCUAAUGCCAAACAGCGACGAGGGCGUGCCGGUCGUGUUCAAGAAGGUUUAUGCUUUCAUUUGUUCACAAAGUACCGCCACGAUAAUCUCAUGGCUGAGCAGCAGACUCCGGAGAUGCUUCGACUUUCCCUGCAAGAUUUGGUCAUGCGAGUCAAGAUUUGUAAACUUGGCGACAUCGAAGCUACCCUUGCUCAAGCGCUCGAUCCACCGUCAUCAAGAAACAUCCGUCGUGCUAUCGAUGCUCUAGUAGAGGUGGAUGCACUGACUCCGAGCGAAGAACUCACCCCUCUUGGUCGUCAGAUUGCAAAACUGCCACUAGAUGCACAUCUAGGUAAACUCGUGUUGCUUUCAACUACAUUUUCCUGCGUGGACGUCGCCAUUACCAUAGCUGCAAUUCUUUCCUCCAAGUCCCCAUUCUUAACGCCUUUUGGGGCAAAACAGCGGGCCGAUAUCGCUCGACUUGCUUUCAAGAAGGGGGAUUCUGAUCUCUUAACGACCUAUAAUGCUUACAAGGCAUGGAGAGCAGUUUGCAGUACCCCAGGGCGCUCCGAAAUGCAAUUCUGUCACAAAAACUUCCUAAGCCCGCAGAAUCUGGGUAACAUCGAGGAUCUCAAAGCGCAGCUACUCUCAUCACUUGUUGAAGCGGGUUUCUUACAGCUCACGCCGGACGAGCGCCGCGUCAUGAGCCGCUACCGAAGUGCGUCGCGGCAUCGCGUCUUUGUCGAGGUGCCCGCACAGUAUGACAUGCACUCCGACAACGAUGUCCUAGUCAAUUCGGUCAUUGCAACAGCAUUUUACCCGAAGAUCUUGACCCGAGAGGGCAAGGGUUGGCGAAACAUCUCGAACAAUCAGACGGUCAGCUUAGCACCAACAUCAGUCAACAAAGGCUCCUCAACAGCCAACUUUCUGUCAUAUUACCACAUUAUGCAGUCGAGCAACAAAUUCUAUAACGCACACUCAACAUCCAUUGCGCACCCUCUUCCAAUGGUGCUUAUGGUAGCUGCGGAUAUCGAGUUCAAGUUACACGCGGGUGUCAUCAGUCUACCCGGCAAUGUCCUUCGAUUUGCUGUCCGAGAUUGGAGGUCCGCUGUCGCAUUGAAGGUUUUGAGACGUCGUGUCAAGGAAAUUCUGGCAAACAGUUGGAAGAACCCGGCACGACAACUUAGCGAUCGCGAGAAGGAGUGGUUGGGCUUGUUUUCCAAGAUGUUUGAGGACAGGUUUGAAAAGGACGAGAGGAUUCGGGAAAGAGCUGGCGGAAAGGCGAAGUAAUUAGUAACUUCUAUCUUUGGACGGCUCUAGACUACACAAGGCUUCUCUAGACGAAAUCGAAUUUCGCUGUGUCCGCGAAUUACAACACGGAAAGGUAGAAAGAUAAAGGACAUAUGAAAUUUAGCAACAAAGUAGUUUUCAUGGCCG